AGCAGCUAGCUAAGCGUAGAAAAAAAGGAAAAAAAUAGUAAGACAGAAAGGGGGAGGAAACUUCACUGAUUUACAGGAAUUUUGACAAAGUUGGACCCCGGGCCCAUAUUGUUCGGACUAUUUGGAGUUUCAGACUGGAAAACGGAGCCGCCUGGACCGAAAUGAUGGAAGACUCUCCUUUUAAUUCAUCAUAUUUCUGGUCUCCUGUCCCCACUGUGCCCGCACAGCUUGAGAAUGCCAUGUUUCUGAACAAGGUGAAGGAGCACCAGGAGAAGAAUGUCUCAUUCUCUCCAUCAUCGGCUUCCCACUACCAGACAACUCUUCUUACUAUCCCAAGUCCUGGAGCCAAGACAGAUGGAGGCGGGCAGGCCGGCGGUGCACCACACCUCCACCCUCCGCACAGCACCCAGAACAUCACAGUGUUACCUGUCCCCCCUACGGGCAUCAUGACAGCAGCUGGUCUGGUAAUCACUACACCUCAGGGAACGCUGGUCUCUCCCACUUCCUCUCAGUCGUUAGUCUCCGGUCAUCCGGCGACCACCAUGAUUGUUUCAGCGCUUCAUUCUACAGACAAGAAAGAAGGAGAUGGAAUGUCCCACGUAGUCGUGAUGCCAUCACCCUCCAAACGAGGGAGAAAAAAGAAGUCGAUGCUGUCUAGAAUUACAACUCUGGGAGGACCCGUAAAUGACACACUAAUACUGACACACCUGACACCUGGUGGACAGGUGUCAUCUUUGCAGCAUCAUACUGGAGAUCCAUAUGAACUGUCUAAUGAAGACGAAGAACAUGGGCAUAAAGACUCCACAAAGACAUACAGGUGCCGGAUGUGUGCGGCGACCUUCUUCAGUAAGUCUGACAUGCAGAUCCACUCCAAGUCGCACACAGAGGCCAAACCUCACAAGUGUCCUCACUGCGCCAAGUCGUUCGCCAACUCGAGCUACCUGGCCCAGCACAUCCGCAUCCACAGCGGGGCCAAGCCUUACACCUGCUCCUACUGCCAGAAAUCUUUCAGGCAGCUCAGUCACUUACAGCAGCACACACGGAACCACACAGAGUCAAAACCCCACAAGUGUCCACACUGUACCAAGUCCUUCGCCAACUCAAGCUACCUGGCUCAACAUGUCCGCAUCCACACCGGAGUGAAACCUUACUCCUGCUCGUACUGCGACAAGUGCUUCAGACAGCUCAGUCACCUUCAGCAGCACAGCAGAAUUCACACCGGGGAUCGACCGUACAAAUGCACCCAUCCAGGUUGUGAGAAAUCUUUCACACAACUCUCAAAUUUACAGUCCCACCGGCGUCAACACAACAAAGACAAGCCCUACAAGUGCCCCCACUGCAAUAAAGGAUACAUAGAGUCAGCGAGCCUGGAGGCACACAUGACUACACACACAGUCAAACACGCCAGGAUCUACUCGUGUGGUCUCUGCAACCGCUCUUAUACCUCAGAGACGUAUCUGGUGAAACACAUGGAGAAACACAACCCAGACCAGUUGACUGCUCCUGCAGUCUCUGCAGCACAGUCAGCGCAACAAAGCCAGGCCCAGGGCCAGGCUGGAGCUCAGAGCCGGGUGGAGAGCACGGACGGAGGGUUACGCCGACCCGGAGGCGCGGGGAACGGAGCGGGAGGCGGAGGUCAGCAAGGACAAAGCCAGAACAGCUACCCCCAGACAGAAAGCAUGCCUUGUCCAUUCGACCUGCAUCAAUAUAAGACUGUAUCUGCUGGUGACAUCCAGUACAAACCAGUCAGCGUCGCUGACCUUACGUCCCACAAAGACCUCUGUCUCACCGUGUCAGCAUCCACAAUUGAGGUGGAACACCUCAACUCUUAGAGGUGAAGGAAGGAAGGUGGUUGGGAGGUACUUGAUUCAAGUCGAGACAAACAGAGGAUGGAGAGUCAAGGAUUAAAGCAAUACUAGGAUAAUAUAGAAACUCUGGAACAUAUGACUGUGCCUGAUUGAUGAGUUGAGGCAGACAGGACAAAAUAUAUGCUCACAUGUUAUACUGAAGACUGUUUCUUUUUUAAUUUGUUUUUGUUUCGCCCGUGUUUUUCUUUGUUUUCCUUCCUGCUUAGUUGUUCUGUCUGAGUGAAAACUGCAUUUAAAGACUAAGUCUAUUUCAAUCCAUCACAGUGAUGGUUUUAUGAUGGGAUCUGUCUAAGAGAGUUUUUCCUUUUUAUUGUUACCACCAAACGAUCUUCCAAGCAAACACAGGUUUGACCAUAGCAAAGAUGAAAUAAGCAGUCAACUGUGAAGGUAAUUUUUUAUACUUUCAUACAGACUUUCAGUUUUACAUCAGUGUUAUUGCCUCUGCUGUUGGUGUAGCAUACAUGCUUUUGAUCUUUCAAACCCUAAAAGGGAUUUAAAAGGUUCAUUCUUUUUCAGGAAAAACCAAUCAAGUAUAUAAAGUUAUCUACUAUCACCUUAUUAUGUAUGAUUGAAAAUCUAAGGAAUUAAAAGAGGGAUUUGUUUGCAGCUUCACAUGACCUUUGAAGAAACGAGAUACUUCAGCUGUCAUGUAAUCAAGUUUACUAUGUUGUGUGUAUGUGUGUAUUGUUAUCCAAACGUGCUCUUGCUAUAAUACUUCCACAAUAACUAUGUUUAUAAUAAUUCUCUUUAUGCUUAAAUAUAAUAAAGAAUAUGAAAUGUU
Messenger RNA from Girardinichthys multiradiatus, 2649 nucleotides. RefSeq names its product zinc finger protein 384 b (gene znf384b). The transcript has 11 exons. The record is from RefSeq and is a predicted model, not a curated record. Gene Ontology annotation, biological process: regulation of transcription by RNA polymerase II; central nervous system development. Gene Ontology annotation, cellular component: nucleus. Gene Ontology annotation, molecular function: DNA-binding transcription factor activity, RNA polymerase II-specific; RNA polymerase II cis-regulatory region sequence-specific DNA binding. NCBI's taxonomy places the organism in Eukaryota, Metazoa, Chordata, Actinopteri, Cyprinodontiformes, Goodeidae. The coding region runs from base 162 to 1832 and encodes 556 amino acids.